Molecule: messenger RNA, 1924 nt
Organism: Effrenium voratum
Lineage: Eukaryota; Dinophyceae; Suessiales; Symbiodiniaceae
Source: the annotation of a GenBank genome assembly
AGAGACCUUGGCCAGCUGCGGCCCGCCAUUUGCACAUUGCGUUUCCGUAGAUUUACGGUGAGUCUUUGCAGUCAUGGAGAUGUACGAAGAAAGACCUCCAGAAAUCUUCACAGGUGGCUACUUCGAUCAGGCCAACAUUGUGAACCAAACAGAAGGCCUGCAAGACUUCAGGCGUAGACAAGAAGGACAUUUGAUCAUCGCAGAUGACCGACCUCUGCUGGUUAUGUCGUUUGGCCUGAAAUAUCAGGGUCCCAACCCUUCCAAGUACAAAAUAGAAGGCAAGUACGACAUCCCAGUUGGAUUCAAGGUCAUCAUCAAGUGGGAAGAGGAUGAGAUUGUGUUCAUGACCCGCCAGGGCACCUUCGGACCAGAGUUUCAGAUCGUCUACCUCCCGCAGAGUCCGACUCCGGAAGAUUUCACGGUCUUCGAGUGGAAUGCCAACAUUGCGGAGAUAUGGGACCAGUUCCUCACGGUCAUAGAGGGCAAGGAGGAUAGAGAUAUGCGACUCUUCAAUCAAGGACCUUGGCGGACCUUCGGAGUCACGAGAGACGAGGUGCAGAUGGCGCUGAAGCAGGGCACAGACCAGAAGACCAUUGUGGAUGGUAUCCUGUACUGCGCCGACGGCAUAGAGCCUGAUUUGCAGGAACACAUGCGUUACCUCGGCGUGGAUCCGGCAACGGAUGAGAACAUCCUAUGGAUCUUCACUGCCUUCAAGGAGGAGCCUCUACCUCCAAACUUCUCGCAGUACGUCAAGGAUGGCAUGGUGUACUGGGUAGAUGAGCGCACAAGCGAAGCAACAUGGAAGCAUCCGCACUACGAUAAGUUCAGGAAGAUGCUCCAGGUGGCCCGCAACCAGAAGCCAGUGCCUCACUGGAAGUCGAUCAUGGAGUUCAGGAUUGAGUUCUUGUUAUCCAACAUCUUCACCUGGGAAGCAGAGGCCUCUGGUGACUUUCCUCUAGUUGAAACCGUUGACAACGUGAUAGAAAUGGCAAGAAUAUUUGGCGUCGACAUCAAGAACGAGCCGUAUUUGGUUCACGUGCUCAAGCGGGCUCUUAGACAUUAUGGCAAUUGCGUGAAGGAGAAGCGAAAAGUCAAGGAUGUGGAGGAUUUCCGCAACUUGAUGCACCGCUACCGAGAUCUUGUCAGCCAGUACGAGCAGGCCAUGAGCAUAGAAGAGAAACGCGUGGAGAAGCUGAAGAUCUGUGUCCAAUGUGACGAGCGAGAUGCGGUGCUGUUCUGUGAUCAGUGCAAAGACUUCUUUUGCCAAGGCUGCUUUGACAGGCUCCACAGCAGAGGCCGCCGGCAGAACCACCGAAGAACUUGGGUGGAGAUGGGAAUGUGCGCAGAGUGCGUCGAGAGCAUUGCGCUUUUCCAUUGCGUGCAAUGCGCUGAUCUCUACUGUCGGGAUUGCUACCAGGAGUGGCACGUACGUGGCGGUCGAAGGAAUCACAUUCCCAUCAUCCUGAGAUCGUUCAACUCUCAGACGCACCAGCUACCAGAAGCCACGCCUGCAAUGGGCACCGGAGCUGCCCAGAUCCUGGCCAAGGCUCGAAGUCCAUGGGUGGAGUUUAUCGAUGAGAACAAUGUCAAGCUGUAUUACAAUAUCCUGACUACAGAAUCGAGGAGAGACAAGCCGCUCGCCGUGAUCAACGAGCCCAUUGAAGACAACAAGGGUGGAGGUAUGAGUGCGGGGUGGUCUGGGACAUGGGGCGCCAAUAUGUUCCCCGAUCCACUUGACAGCCGUGCCCAGCCAAGCGCACCCCAGAUGGAGACAGCAUUCUAGCGUCUUCAAAGGUGCGGAAAGCACGGGGCAUGCGCUUGUACAGGUUCAGGUUUUCACCGUGUCACUCGCCUGUCCCGUAGAGAGAGAGGCGAUCUCACGUUUCACACUCCGCACAACAUGUGCAUCAACCAGCUUGGACAU